AUGGGGUGCGUUGCGCAGAUGGACAAAAAAGUGGCGGAAAAUUUCACAGCAGCACCGCCUGGGUGGCUCCACCUGGUCACCAGGCUAUAUCACUUGCUUCUGGAGCCUCGAAAGGAAGGUCGUGAUCGCAUCGCGAAGGCGCCUUUUGGGUUGGCCUGUGGGGAAAGCAAGAUGGGUGCCGUCCUUUCGGUCUGUGGCAACGUUUCCACCGCCUUGGUGCUCUUGACCUCCGACGCCUUGUGUUCCCUGGUGCAGACAGCCUCGCAUUGCUUGGUGGAUUUGGUCGAUUUCAUCUGCGGAAGUGGCAAGAACACCGUGAGGAAGAAGAUCGCCUGGCAUGAGCAGCGCUACAGCAAUGCACCCAUCUAUGCAAAUGACAAGCCCAGCAAGGGCGCCAGCCUAGGCGAUUUGGAUGUGGAGAAAACCAUGGCGCAGAGCAAGUUUCCCAUCGCCCCCGAAAAGCUGAUCCAGCGAGCCAAAGAGGUGCUUGCCAGCGAGUUCGGCACAGCGCCCUGGCAAGGGUAG
Molecule: messenger RNA, 525 nt
Organism: Cladocopium goreaui
Lineage: Eukaryota; Dinophyceae; Suessiales; Symbiodiniaceae
Source: the annotation of a GenBank genome assembly